ACCUACCUCAAACAUAUCGGACCGUUUUGUUAUUUUCUUUUUAUUAUCACCAAAGUUUUCCCGAAUAUUUUGGAACAGAAGAUGUUCGACAAAAUGCCUGAAUGGAACUGCAAAUAGGGUUUAUCAAUGGCAAUGGUUUCAUCUCUUACAAGACGCGCUGUUCUCUCAAUCGCAUUAACCAAACAUUCAUUAUCCACACUUUCUGCUUCUGCUUCUUCUCCACCACUAUCGGAAGACGAAACUUUAGUCUCAGCCGCCACAACAAUCCUCAAACACCAUCGCUCAAAAUCACGAUGGUCCGAGAUUCUUUCUCUAGCUCCUCCGACUUCCGGUUUCACUCCUUCCCAAGUCUCUAAAAUCAUUCUUCAACUCCGCAACACACCUCAUCUCGCUCUCCGUUUCUUCAAUUUCACAGUCCACCGCUCCAUAUGCUGCCACUCUCUUUCUUCCUAUGCCACCAUCAUUCACAUACUCUCCCGUUCUCGCCUCAAAACCCAAGCACUAGAGUUAAUCAAAUGCGCUAUUCGUAAAUUUCCUGACACCCAUCAACCUGAUUUAUCAAACCCACCUCGGUUUUUUGAAAUCUUGGUUAAAACUUACAGAAGUUGUGAUUCCGCUCCUUUUGUAUUUGAUUUGUUGAUAAAAGCUUAUUUGGAUUCUAAGAAAAUUGAUGUUUCUGUUCAAUUGGUGAGGAUUUUGGCUUCCAAGAAUAUUUUCCCACAUAUUGUUGUUUGUAAUUCUUUGAUUGAGUUGAUUGCGAAAAGUCGAGGUCCUUUUGCUGCUUAUGAUAUGUAUGUGGAGAUCUUUAGGUGUGAGAAGGAGGAAUGGAGUGGUAGGGAGGUGAAGGGUGUGACAGCGAAUGCUUAUACUUUUAACUUUCUUAUGGUUGCUUUUCAUAGAGAAGGAGUAGUGGAGAAGGUUGAGGAGGUUUGGAAGGAAAUGAUGGGAAAGAAUUGUACUCCGAAUGUGUAUAGUUAUAGCAUUUUAAUGGCUGCGUAUUGUGAAGAUGGAAGGAUGGAGAAUGCCAUGAAAGUUUGGAAGGAGAUGGGCGAGGAUGUGAAGCAUGAUAUUGUAGCUUAUAAUACCAUAAUUGAGGGGUUUUGCAAAGUCGGAAAGGUUGAGAGAGCUGAAGAGGUUUUCAGGGAGAUGGUCUUCAAUGAGGUAGAAUGUACUUGUGUUACUCUUGAGCAUCUCAUAAAUGGACAUUGUAUGAGUGGGAAUAUCCAUGCAGCACUAGUUUUGUAUAAGGAUAUGUGUCGAAAGGGCUUCAAGCCAGAGAGUUCAACAAUAAAUGUAGUGGCUAAGGUGCUCUGUGACAAAAGUGGAGUUUUUGAUGCCUUGGAAUUCGUGAGAGCUGUAAUAAAGAAGCACGAUAUUGUACCAAGGAAGACAACGUAUGAACUUCUGAUACAGAGCUUGUGUAAGGAGGGGUGGAUGGAAGAAGCUCUGAAACUUCAGGUUGAGAUGGUGGGCAAAGGAUAUGCACCAAAUUUUGAAAUAUAUAGUGCUUUCAUUGAUGGGUACAUCAAGCAAGGGGAUGAAGAAAAGGCUGAAACUUUGAGGAAUGAAGUGCUUAGGAAUAAGAUACCAUGUAAAGACAGCUAGAAGUUUGUAUGACAUGCAGAGGUUUGACCAAAUUUUAAAUCGUGAUUUCUGGAUAUGAGGUUAAGAAAAGACAAACAGACUUUGCCAAAGUGCAAGUCUGUCAGUAAAUCAAAGCAAGGUACUCUCUGGAGGGCACCUUCAUGAUUUGGGGGAAAUGAGCACUUCAUUUUCGCUGAAACACUUCAAUUCCAUACCGUAGGGGAUCUUAUGAUGAUUUUUGCUACCCUUCUGAGGAUGGUACUUCUCUAAGGACAUAGAUAAUAGGUUUAUGAAUAUGAGCACUGCCUAACUUCUUGAGGAGGCCCCCGCUACAGAUUAAAGUUACAUCCUACGAUGUGCUUUAGGUUUCACCACUGUUCUCUGAAGGAUGAACUGAAAGUUCGUUUUGUUUUUUUUGGGGAUGACCAGUACCAUGAGAAGAUUGACACUCUUAAGUGCAAAGCUUCAUGAACAGAACUUAUCUGUUUCCUGAAGCUAUACUACGGAUAUUGGAGAACAUUUGAUGCUGCUCGACCGAAAAAUAACAAAGAACGUGAUGAACCCAUGGAUAAUGCAUGAUAAGUAUGCCAAACCAUCAUAUAUCCAUGAGUAGGUCGAGAGUGAUGACCAAAGUACCAAAUCAAACGGCUGAAUGUUAUCAAGAAGCUUCCUGGCAGCUAAAAUGAGAUUGCGUGAAAGGCAACACAUCACUCAUACGAUAAGUCUCAUACUGUUUCCUAAAGUUAUACUAUGGAUAUUGGAGAACAUUUGAUGCUGCUCGACAGAAAAGUAACCAAGAAUGUGAUGAACCCAUGUAGUCCAUGAUAACUAGGCCAAUCCAGCGUAUAUCCACGAGUAGGUCGAGGGUGAUGACCCAAGUACCAAAUCAAACACCUGAAUAUUAUCAAGAAGCUUCCUGGCAGCCAAAAUGAGAUCGCGUGAAAUGCAACUCAUCACUCAUACGAUGAGUCUCGUAGUACGUAACUCUUAACUAAUUCAGAGAUUAUGCAAUUAUUUUGUCAUCACCCUCGACCUACUCAUGAACAUUGGCUUUACAUGAAUAAAUUGCUUUGUCAGUGAUGCUUACUUUGAUUUAUAUUACCGUUGCUACUGUUAACUGUAA
Molecule: messenger RNA, 2707 nt
Organism: Solanum pennellii
Lineage: Eukaryota; Viridiplantae; Streptophyta; Magnoliopsida; Solanales; Solanaceae
Product: pentatricopeptide repeat-containing protein At2g15980
Exons: 4
Coding region: 127-1605 (492 amino acids)
Molecular function (GO): protein binding
Source: RefSeq, a predicted model, not a curated record